Molecule: messenger RNA, 382 nt
Organism: Spizellomyces punctatus DAOM BR117
Lineage: Eukaryota; Fungi; Chytridiomycota; Chytridiomycetes; Spizellomycetales; Spizellomycetaceae
Exons: 2
Coding region: 1-288 (95 amino acids)
Source: RefSeq, a predicted model, not a curated record
AUGAACCAAGACACAACAACCCGCAUGAACGAGCUCGGCAAAGCUCACUCCACGCGCUCUCCCGCACGCGACACGACCACUGGUGCAACAGCAUACGAGAGCAACUGGGUAUCAGACGAAUCCUUUACAAGUCAAACCAUCGUUAAUGGAAAACAGGAUCAGAGUGGGUGGCAUUCUCAUUCGGAGGGUGUCGCCGAUCCAGACGGAACACCCCAAACAACAACCUCGUACACGGAAGAAUUGGGAAAAGAUGGAUGGCAUGAACAACAGAGGAGGAUUCAAGAAUAGAUUCAAUCAUUAUUAAAUCGAGCCGUUUAUCCCAUUGUAUAAAAAAAAAUCAUCACCAUUCACAUAUAUUUAUUAGACUUUAAGAAUUUGUUGC